Messenger RNA from Cariama cristata (Red-legged seriema), 2416 nucleotides. It is a transcript of the gene FCHSD2, whose product is annotated as FCH and double SH3 domains 2. Gene Ontology annotation, cellular component: recycling endosome; neuromuscular junction. Lineage: Eukaryota; Metazoa; Chordata; Aves; Cariamiformes; Cariamidae. Gene Ontology annotation, biological process: neuromuscular synaptic transmission; regulation of actin filament polymerization. The transcript is spliced from 20 exons. Bases 37 to 2193 code for a protein of 718 amino acids. The record is from RefSeq and is a predicted model, not a curated record. Gene Ontology annotation, molecular function: protein binding.
GUUACACAAGAGCUAAAAAACAUUCAGGUUGAGCAGAUGACAAAACUUCAGGCCAAGCAUCAGGCAGAAUGUGAGCUACUUGAAGAUAUCAGAGCGUUCAGUCAGAAAAGAGCUGCAAUUGAGAAAGAAUAUGCACAGAGCAUUCAGAAGCUGGCUAGCCAAUACUUAAAGAAGGACUGGCUUGGAGUAAAAGCUGAUGAACGAAGUGAUUAUAGGAGCAUGUACUCAGUUUGGAAAUCGCUUCUAGAAGGCACAAUGCAAGUGGCCCAAUCCCGACUCAAUAUCUGUGAGAACUAUAAAAACUUAAUUUCUGAACCAGCCAGGACUGUACGGUGCUUUAAGGAACAACAGUUGAAGAAGUGCGUGGACCAGUUGACAAGGAUCCAAGCUGAAUUACAAGAGACAGUAAAAGAUUUAGCUAAAGGCAAAAAGAAAUAUUUUGAGACUGAACAGAUGGCUCAAGCAGUGCGGGAGAAAGCUGAUAUUGAGGCCAAGUCCAAACUUAGUCUUUUUCAGUCAAGAAUAAGCUUGCAGAAGGCAAGUGUAAAGUUAAAAGCACGACGAUCCGAGUGUAAUUCCAAGGCUAUCCAUGCAAGGAAUGAUUAUCUUCUCACUUUAGCAGCUGCUAAUGCACACCAAGAUCGCUAUUAUCAAACAGACUUAGUAAACAUUAUGAAGGCUCUUGAUGGAAAUGUAUAUGAUCACCUUAAGGAUUAUUUAAUGGCAUUCAGCACUGAACUAGAGACGUGCCAAGCUGUACAAAACACAUUCCAGUUUUUACUGGAGACUUCCAGCAGGGUGGUGCGGGAUUACAAUCUACAGCUGUUUUUACAGGAGAACUCUGUGUUUCACAAGCCGCAGCCUUUCCAGUUCCAACCAAGUGACAGUGACACUAGUCGACAACUGGAAUCGGAAACUGGAACGACUGAAGAGCACAGCCUCAACAAGGAGGCUCGGAAAUGGGCUACCCGGGUAGCCCGUGAGCACAAAAACAUCGUCCACAGUCAGCGGACACUUGAAGAGCUAGAAUGCCACGGGCCUGUGAUGUCUGAGCAAACCCGAGCAGAACUGGAGCAGAAAAUAGAUGAAGCCAGAGAGAGUAUUCGCAAGGCUGAGAUAAUUAAGCUGAAAGCAGAAGCCCGUCUUGAUCUGCUGAAGCAGAUCGGUGUGUCCGUGGACACGUGGCUAAAGAGCGCAAUGAACCAAGUGAUGGAAGAACUGGAAAACGAACGCUGGGCCAGCCUGCCCUCGGUGACCAACAACGGCUCUUCACACCUGAAUAAUGCUGAUGCAGAAAAGGAAGAAGGUGAAGAGUUUGAAGACAGCAUGGAUGUUUUUGAUGACAGUAGUUCUAGUCCUUCUGGUACUCUAAGAAAUUAUCCUCUCACCUGCAAAGUUGUUUAUUCAUAUAAGGCUUCUCAGCCAGAUGAGUUGACCAUAGAGGAACAUGAGGUAUUGGAGGUUAUUGAAGACGGAGAUAUGGAAGACUGGGUAAAGGCACGGAAUAAAGCGGGUCAAGUGGGUUAUGUGCCAGAGAAGUACCUGCAGUUCCCGACAUCCAGCAGUCUGCUGAGUAUGCUACAGUCCCUCGCGGCACUGGAUAGUCGAUCACACACCUCGAAUAACUCCACUGAGGCUGACUUAGUCUCGGGCAGCCUGAAUGGAGACUCCAGUGUCUGUUUUGUAAAAGCACUUUAUGAUUAUGAGGGCCAGACGGAUGAUGAGCUGUCCUUCCCGGAAGGAGCGAUCAUCCGCAUCCUGAACAAAGAAAAUCAAGAUGAUGAUGGCUUUUGGGAAGGAGAAUUCAAUGGACGUGUCGGGGUCUUCCCAUCAGUAUUAGUGGAAGAGCUUACGGCCUCAGAAAAUGGAGAGACUCAGUGGAUUGGAGAUAUUCAGGUAUCCCCGACUCCGAAGCCUAAUAAUGCCCUUCCACCGCUGCCACUGUACGACCAGCCUCCCACUAGUCCCUACCACAGCCCGGAUAAAAGAGGUUCUCAGUACUUCCCCAGAUCACCGUCAACUAACGAAAACAGCUUCAGUUCAGAGUCUCCUGGAUUCUCACAGCCUCCACGAAUUCCUCCUGAAUCUUCAUAUGGCAAACUGCGACCUGUGCGAGCAGCUCCACCACCCCCUACACAGCAUCAUCGCCGGACAACAGAGAAGAUAGAGGACGUGGAAAUUACUCUGGUGUAACGAUUGGACUAGUUAGGUAGUAGUGCUACAAUCAAGACCAAACGCGGUAUUUGGUCAAUCUUGUUUUUAGGCACCUUUGCAUGAUGAAGACUUCGAAUAGAGCAAGAGAUAGGGAGGAUUUUAUGUGGCAGUGACAUGGUGGAUUCCUUCCCACAGUCAUGAAUAUUUUGUGCCUUUUUUUUUGUGUUUUGAUUUAUAUACAUCAUUCUUCCUCUCUUAGCAC